Messenger RNA from Cydia pomonella (codling moth), 4326 nucleotides. Its product is annotated as fatty acid synthase-like. Bases 22 to 4251 code for a protein of 1409 amino acids. Gene Ontology annotation, molecular function: fatty acid synthase activity; oxidoreductase activity. Gene Ontology annotation, biological process: fatty acid biosynthetic process. The transcript is spliced from 26 exons. The record is from RefSeq and is a predicted model, not a curated record. NCBI's taxonomy places the organism in Eukaryota, Metazoa, Arthropoda, Insecta, Lepidoptera, Tortricidae.
AAUGUUAAACAGGUGUCUAAGAUGUGUCCGCCGGAAAUCGAGGUGGCCUGCCACAAUUCAACUGAGUCCAGUACCGUUUCCGGCCCAGCGGACGUUAUGACGCAAUUUGUUGCUGACUUGACAUCCAAGAGCAUUUUCGCGAAGGAGGUCGCUUGCUCCAACAUUGCCUAUCAUUCAAGAUACAUAGCCGAAGCAGGACCUGGACUCCUAAAGUACUUGAAGGAGGUUAUUAAAACACCGAAACUCCGAAGCGAGCGUUGGGUAUCAACAUCAGUACCACAGGAUAGAUGGGAAGAAGAACUUGCCAAGUAUUCUUCGGCCGAGUAUCACACUAACAAUCUACUGAGCCCGGUACUCUUCGAGGAGACGUCGCGACUGAUCCCUAAGAACGCGGUGCUGGUGGAGGUGGCCCCGCACGGCCUGCUGCAAGCGAUCCUCAAGCGGGCAAUGCCGUCAUGUGCAAAUGUACCACUCACUCGACGAGGGCAUGCCGACAAUACGAGAUUCUUACUUGAGGCCAUUGGACAAUUGUUCAUGGAGGGUUACUACCCUGAUAUUCGUCAGUUGUACCCGAAGGUAGAAUUUCCUGUCUCUACUGGGACACCUCAUUUAUCUCAUUUGGUCGAAUGGGCUCAUCAAGAAAAAUGGAAGUUCCCGACAUAUGCUAGUCCAGAAAGAGUUACAUCUUCUACAUGCGUUUUUAAGAUAUCUCUCCACGACGCCGAACAUCUUUACUUACAUGGCCACCGAAUUGAAGGAAAAACUUUGUUCCCGUUUGCCUCCGCGCUAGUCUGCGCCUGGGACACACUGGCCAUGGUUGCGCGCGCGCCGCUCCGCGCGUCAUCCGUGCGGUUUCGUGACGUCAUGCUUCACGCGCAGCCUAUGUUGCACGACUCGCGUCUGCUGCGGCUCACUGUCGCCCUGCAUCGGGGGUCUGGGCACUUUGAGAUCGAAGAUGGAAUUACAAAAGUGGCUUCGGGUUAUGUACUUCUGGAAGAAGUCAAAGGAGAGAGCGCUAAAACGAAUAAUUCUGAAGAUUCUGUAGAAGAAAUUGUAAUAGGACAGGAUGAAAUAUACAACAUUCUCAAUGAGAGAGGUUACAUGUAUCAGGGCGAAUUUCGUGGGAUACGUGAAGUAAAUUCUUCAUUGACUGCGGGCUGCGUACCAUGGCACGGCCGCUGGGAGACGUUCCUGGACUCACUACUGCAGCUCAACGCUCUGCGACAACCACACGACCACAUCUCACAACCAGUUUUCAUCAGAGAAAUCACUAUCAAUACAGACAUACACGCUAAAUCUGUUGAACUGGAUACAGAUUUGAAGGUUGAAGUGAGCACAGUCCAUGAUUAUACCAGAUGUGGCGGAGUUACAUUGAAUGACAUAAACUUCCGUAAUAUUGUAAAAUCUGACCAAGAUCCUCUGGUUUUCGAUACAUCAAAAUUUGACCCAUAUCAAGUCAAAUUCGUUGUAAAUGGAGAAAACGGUGAAAGGUCCAGAAAUGGAAAAGUAUUGAGGAGCAGUGUAGUUGGAGACUUGGAAUCCUUAAACUGGGUUGAGGCCCCUGCUUUAGAAGACCCUGGCAUCCCGGUUAAGGUACACUUCGCGGGUCUGAAUGCUUCUGAUAUACUAAAAGUUAAAGAACCGUUUGUAGAUCAACAUGAAUCAAGUAACGGUGUUUAUGGAAUGGAUUUCAGUGGAAUUACUGAAGAUGGAACGCGUGUAAUGGGCUUGACUCGCGGCGCUGCGUGCGAACAUGUGCGUGCGAUGCCCCAGCUUUUGUGGCCGGUUCCAGCACACUGGAGCCUCGAGGACGCCGCCACAGUGCCCUUCGCUUAUGCGCACGCACUCUACUGCCUUACCAUAAAAACGAGUCUACGCCGGGGCAUGACAGUGUUAGUGAGCGGCGGCGCGGGCGCAACAGGACAAGCCAUUAUAGCACUGGCGUUGCAUUGCGAGUGCCGCGUCUUCGUCGUUGUCAGCGACGUCUUCAAGAAGAACUUCUUAAUGAAAAUGUUCCCUAAACUGAAUGCUGACGACAUAAUUUGCUGCCGAGAUGACACAUUCCUGACCCGCGUGUUGCCUGCGACCAACGGGCUUGGCUGCGAUAUUGUUGUAUGCAGUAGAGGGCAAUACAAGGAUGCCUACAUACAGUGUUGUGGGCCCUCAGGGCUAACGUUGGACAUUCAUCAAGUGAAGAGGAACGAAAACUUCCGCUUCAAAAUGUACUCGUUGACGAAUGAUAGAUGUUAUAUCUGCGUGGAUUUUUCUUCACUGUUUAUACGUAAUGAUAUCGAAACAUUCCAGAAGCUGCAACGGUUAGUAGCAGAAGGCAUCAGCGCCGGUUGGGUACAGCCGCUGUCACGGGUGUCGUACGCCCCGCAAGACGCCACACGCGCGUUCCGCACGCUCGCCCGCGGCGCGCAUCUCGGCCGCGUGCUGUUGCGCGUGCAUGACGCGACAUCUCGUGCAGAGACGGGUCUCGUAUGCUCUGGAACGCGCUGCCAGCUUAUGGUGGGUGACUCGCCGCUUGUAACACGACUCGCCGGGCAUUUAGUGCGACGCGGCGCGCGGAACCUGCACCUUCAGCUCAAUGACACUGAGCGCCUUGCCAGACAUUUGAAAGAGUGGCAGAAAUGGGGCGUAAGUAUAAAAACGUCCUCCGAAAACCUCACUCAUGCAGAGUGCGCAUCAAAUCUGUUGAAGCAAAGCUUAAGUCUGGGUCCAGUUGAGGGUGUUUUUGUAGUCAUUGCUGAACAAGUAAAUGAUCAGACGCGAGAAAUCUACAAAACUCUGCUGGAUAAUUUGGACGCGCAGACAAGGAAAAUGUCAUCUAUCAAGUACUUUGUAGUAGUUGGCAUCAAUAACACUCUAGGAGAGAAGGUUUGUCUUUCAAGAGCAGCAGAUGGGUUCCCAGCAAUGAUGCUUUCCAUAUCGAUAGACACAAAGGUUGACGGUAGUUUACCAUCCAGUUACGGUGAUAUUGUUAAUGCAACUGAGCGGGCACUCCAAACUAAGCAGCCUGUCAUUUAUGCUCAGUACCCUUCUGUUUGUGAAGAAUCUCUAACACAACAAAUAGAAAAAAUAAUUGAUAUCAAUAUAACAGGACAUGAUGAUAGCAAAACUUUACAAGAUUUGGGUAUAACCAAGGACCAAGCUCAAAAACUUUGGGUAUAUUUAAGAGAUAAGCAAAACAUUAACAUCCCUGAAGACGAUAUUGCAUUACUUAGUGUAGAAAGAAUACGGGAAAUGGAGGGAACGUUAAAAGAGACAAAUGCACCGGUUGAAGGUCUAACUGCUUUUAUUCCUUUCAUUGAUACUGAUGAACUCACUGCUACGAUUAACGUCGUGGUGAUGCCUACACUCACACAAGGCUAUGAUAUGAGAGACGAUGAGUUCGACGCAUCCGAGGCCUGCCUGUACAUUGUCCCAGGACUACAAGGCCUGCAUCAGCGGUACCACGCACUGUGCGAGCGACUGAAGCUGGCAGCUGUCGUGUUGCAGCCCGGGUUGGACCAACCCGACGAGUCGCUGGAAGACAUGACGAAGAGAUAUACAUCGAUGAUCCUGAAGAAAAAAGGCGAAAACAAGAAGUUUUACCUGUUGGGUCACGAAUUGGGAGUACUCUCCGUUUUUGAAAUCGCUGCAGCAUUAGAAGAUCAAGGCAUGACGGGCACGGUGUUCUGCCUGGGCGGUGGGCCGGAGGAGUUCGUGGCCGAGCUGGAGCAGCAGCUGCUCGUGGCGUGCGCAGGCGAUGACUCGGAGUCAGCGCUUCAGGAGGCGGUGGCGAGGCAUAUGUGUGCGCUCAUGGGGUAUUCGUCACCGCAGCUUGACGCUGCGUUACGCGACGCCCCGACAUGGCCGCAGAAGGUGAAGGAGAGCGUAAGCGCUCUGCGCGGACGCGUGCCUCACUCGAUGCAGUACGCGCGCUUGCUGAUAGAAGCAGCUUACGCGCGCGUAAUGAAAGCCAGGCAUCACACGAGGCCCGAGCCGCACGUGCUUCAAUCGCGAGUGGUCAUCCUGCGCUCCCCCGCGCCCUCCUACCUCGACCCCCUCGAGCUCCAGCGUUACACGCGCGAGCCCCUCGCCGUGCACGACCUGCGCGCCCCGCUCGCGCUCGCCGCCGACGACCUCCGCUCCGCCGCCAUCAUAAACCAAUAUCUUGACGAGGAAACAAGGCAAUCCUUUGCUAAAAAGACUCUCUGUUCUACCUAUCUGAUGAGUUCAGAAUCUUAUUUCAAAACAAAUGACUAAUUGUUACUGUUUUCUCUAAGAAAUGGUUUUGUAAGUUUGUUACAGUUUGGUAAAAUACAGUUUGAUAAGAUGCAA